This is a messenger RNA of Oncorhynchus nerka (sockeye salmon), 5062 nucleotides long. RefSeq lists its product as uncharacterized. The transcript is spliced from 2 exons. Lineage: Eukaryota; Metazoa; Chordata; Actinopteri; Salmoniformes; Salmonidae. The record is from RefSeq and is a predicted model, not a curated record. The coding region runs from base 366 to 2939 and encodes 857 amino acids.
CUCCUCAGUCUCUCUAGCUCCGUUUCGUUGGGGAGGACUGCAUAGCUUCCAGAAGCCUCAGCCGGACUGCACAUCCAGGAAACCCAGAAGAAUGUUAAAAAUGAUAGAUAGUCGGUAUGAGCCAUCUAUUGAAGAACCCAGUAAAGAAGAUGGAUUGAGAAGCUGAAUUGCUGUUAAGUUUUUGUAAGAUACGCACCCUGCUGAACACACAAGUUUUCAAAGGCAAUCAGACAUACGCACCAAUGGAUGAGCAAGACUAUCCACACGUAAGAGGUUAAAGAUUUGGUUCUGUAUCUCUUUAUUGAAAUUACAUCGUAAACGAAGAACUUAAAUCAAAACUAUUUUUCCGACAUCUGGACGUAAAAAUGGGCUGUUCCCCAUCCAAGGGUCAGCUUUUCCCCGGGGUCGCAGAUGGGAUCCACAAGGAUCCGCUGCCAGAACCACCAAAGUUGGGUGACAUCAAACCGGUUGAGGGAGAAAACCAAGAUAUUGACGAUAUGGAUAUUGACAAAGAUUUAGAGGAAUUCUCAUUAUCAGAGGUGAAUCCUAUGGCCCCUCUGGGCAAAGUGUCGGACAUGGCCCCCAACACAGCCGUUGUGUCAAACCCAGGGGCUGUCUCUGAAAUCGAGGUCAAAAUGACGUCUCAGGUGAGAGACAUACAGAGUGAGAAAUUACUGGAAAAGCAGGUGAAAAAGGUAGAGCAGCGAAGGAAAAAUAAGGGUGUCAAACAGGGUUGCCGAAAAGAAAAGGAGAUAAAUACCUGCAUCAUGCAGGGGAAGGUGGACCUCCCCAAACACAUUGUGAGAGCUCACCAGGCCGCCUACAAAUACCUGAACCCCAACAUCUCCAAGUGUGAGACCCUGCUGGAGAUGCUGGACCAGGUCGCCCAGACCCACCUCUCCCUGCAGCCCAUCAUAACAGUCAUUGUAAUGCUCUUCGAGGAGGUCAACCAGGCCCUAGAGGAGAUGGCUGAUGAUGGUGAGCUGAUGCUGAAGGAACAUGGCAACCACAUGGCCUGGCCCUCUGAGACAAGGGCCCCAUAUUCCAUCCCUGCCAAGCCCAGUGCUGACCCAUCAGAACCCCCGCCAGACCUGCUGCAGCAGCUGCUCCAGGAUUCCACUGAAAAGUUUAAGCUGGUGAGGAGCGCGGUCCAAGGCCUGGGAGACACCGCACUGGAAGAGGCGGCAGACUACUUUGCCUCGCUAUCUAAACUACUGGGCAAGAGGCUGCGGGCCAAGCGAGUGGUAGAGGAGCGUCUGAGCCAGGUGCUGGCACGCGUGGAGGCAGCCGCCAAGUGCAACCUCGAUGACUUGUCUCUUCACAGCGAGGACAGCGGCAUUGGGGGAGAGAAUGAGUCGCUGACGGGAUCAGAGCGUCAACGUCGCCAACGGGGGAGUUCUGGACCCGGUGGCAGUGCUCGCCCCACACCCCUAAGCCAUUCACCUGACAAGGUAUGCCUUAAUAAAAGUGAGGAGGAAAAUGAGGAAGUGGAUGAUGAUGAAGAUGAGGAGGAUGAAGAGAGGUCAGGGAGGGUGCGGUCCAACUCUUCCUCGUCAGACCCCAUUCAGACCCCCAAGCGCAGUGAGAGGCAGCCACCCAAACAACCCCAGACCGCUGCCCCCUUGGGCAGGCCAGUGAGACCGCCACACUCACUGUCCAUAGAAUCUUUCGAUGUUCAGGAGCUGCAACAGAAAGAUCUGGACCAGCGGACGGGAGACGACACUCUGAGGAGACACUCUUCAGGAAGGAGGAAGGUUCCUAGAUAUGAACUCAAAGGGUCCGCGAAGGCAAACCAAACACCAACUUCUCUACCAGCGAUAGCACCACAACCCCCUGGCCGCAACUCCGUCAAAAGACUCAUAAACACAUUCAGUGGUGGGACGGAUGUUAGACAAGUCCAAAGUCUCACUAGUACACACCUUAGGGGGUCUAGGAGGAGUGAAACUCCAGGUCCUCCCUGGCCAGUGGAAGGCAGGGAGGACCUAGAUGUGGACUACCUGCCCCCACCUCCCCCUGAGGUCCUGAUGGACAACUCCUAUGAGAGCAACGAGGAGAACCCGGAUGAUCAGGGCGGGGAAGAGGAGGACAUCACCAGUAGGGGCCACCCUGUGCCACACCAAACAAGCACCACCUGUCAGCGCCUGAGGGCCUCGUUGCAGACCAUGACGGUUCUGCCCAACCGUGGCAGUGUCGGACCAAUCAGGCAAGAUACCAUCAUGGUGAGGGGAGAUCAUCAGGCUACAUCGCUAUACAGUCAGGCCUGCAAGAUCAUCCACCUGCGCAAUGCAACUGAAUCCACUCCUACGAGACCUGAUCAGGGGGUUCGAGGACCCCUUAGAGCUGGGGUGAGCCUCAGGCAAGGAAGCAGCAACCACUAUGGGGGGGAGUAUUACCCCACCAGCAUGCCACCAACCAUCCCAACAGUCUACAGAGUUCGCCUACCACCCUCUUGUCCCUCUAUUCAACAAGAACUACCAAUCCCCCCUGCUUUAUCACAGCCUAAUCCACCUUCACGUCCAUCCUCACCCCGGGUCCUGAGAUUGAGCACAGAGAAGAGUGGUGAAGAAGACAGGUCACCCUCAGUGUCCUUCAAUGAUGCCCGAUCAGUGUUCUGUCAAAAUAGCCAAUCGAACUCCCAGAUCUGGACCCCCUCCUGUAGCUCUACGCUACCCAGGGCCUAUGGUGAGCCCUCCCGGGGAAGGCUGUCCACACGAGGGUCCCAGACUGUCAGUAGGCGCAGCCAGUCUGACCAGAGACCCAGCCUGAUGACACAACGAGACGAGUCCCUUGUCCCAGGCACAUCACAGGCCAGGAUUGGAGGAAGUGCGUCAAAUAUCACCAAUAACAGUGAGAGGAUGGUCAAGGGUCUUGUGAUGGAAGGGGAGAACCAAUCAGAUCCAAGUGAUGCUGCUCCUACUGACUUGAACCCUGAGCAGUAGUUCAUGGCAGCCUGCCAGGGCAGAAUUUACCAAGCGAAUUAGAGGGUGAUGAUUGAGCAUAGAAAGGGAUUAUGGAUUAGGACUCUGAAAGCUAGAGGUUUUCCAUCUCUUCUAAUGAAAGAAGAGUUUUAUUCUAAGAAAGUGUGUUAGGUUGCAAUGGAGAAAAAUACUAAAUACAUGUGUUGGUUCUAUAACUUCCUCUGAAAUCUUAAAUUUUACAGUAAUUACUGAAAACGUUAUUCCAACAACAAUAAAAUGUACUAAAUUAGGAUUUGUUGAAGAUUAAUAAUGAUAUAAUAUAUGAUAAUAAUAAUAUUUGCAAUCUGUCAAUACAUUGGUGAAAAUAAAAAUGUAUGAUUGACUAUGACUAAUUAUAUACUGGUAAAAUUAUUUGUUUCCUGUUCAUGUCAUACUGUUUUUGAAUUAGCAUUUGUGCUUGAACCAUUUUUGUUGUACAGUAACUAAAGUGUUUGCUUAUAAAUGUUGUUUUAUUAUUGUUAUUCAUAGUCACCUUUUUGUAUUUUGUUUAAUUCUACUUCUUUCUAACUUUGUUCCUAAGAAAUGUUGUACUUUUUUUUGUCUGUGCUUCAUGAGAAGAGCAAUGACUUAAACAGCACAUUACCUCACCCAGCCAUAAAUAGCUUCCUGAUUCCUCUCACGUACAAUUCUCUGUGAGCAUGAGUCCCAGUGUCACAUUUGUCAAAAUGAUUGGACCAAGGUGCAGCGUGCGUAGAGUUCCACAUAUUUUAAUUAAUAGAAACUCGACGGACAGCUACUCGUGUGCACACAGGCAACUAACUGUAGACAAGAUCUCACAAAGCACAAUGAAAUGGCUGCCUAAAUAUGAUCCCCAAUCAGAGACAACGAUAAACAACUGUCUGUGAUUGGGAACCAUCCCAGGCCAAAAUAAACCAUUAAUCACCUAGAUGACCCACCCUAGUCACUAUCACGCCCCAACCAACAGAGAAUAAACAGCUCUCUAUGGUCAGGGUGUGACACCCAGUGGCAUUAUGUACCCAUUAUUUUAGAGGGGGCACAAAGUAUGUGAGGAUUGAGGGGGGUAGUCAAACACCUGAAACAGCCUUUUCCAUAAUAAUUAUGCAUAAUGUUUACCUGUUCAAUUGAAUUAAUGAUACACAUUGAUUAUUUAGGAACUUUUAUGCCUUACGAGUUUAGUACAACUGCCACACUGGUAUACAGUAUCAUGAUCCAAUAGUUAAAACAUGCCAGCUAAGACGCUUAGACAACUUGAUUAACUUGAUUGAUAGCCUGAAAUGGCUUGGUAGCUAGUUAGGAUGUUGGGAGAUUGGGAACCUAUCCAGCUGUCUAGCUAGCAAGCUAGGUGGCUAGUAUUACAGAUACACAACACAAUGUAUUAGUUUUAUUUAUUCAAGAAGGAAUCAAUAUGGUAUAUACGGUAGCUUGAUCAAAUUAAUUUACAAAUAUACCUCCUACAAGUCCUGCCCAUCACCUGCAGCUAAAAUCAGAUCAAACCCCCAUGUGUGUGUCACUCGACACUCUCUCUCCUCUCCCACUGAUGAUAAUAUCUGCACUAGAUACUAGAGUAUCUAGAAUCCUACCUAGCAUGUCUUUGCUCGGUGGUGCACCUUGGAAGGAACCACUUACUAGGGAGAAUGGGGAGGUAUUCUUUGUCUGGUCCAGUCAGUGCGCUCCCUCCACAAAAUAAAGCUGACAGAUCUCAUUCUAAAUAAUUGUGAUAAAACGUGGGCAAAAAACAUUUACAACAUUGUUUACAUUUUACAUUUCAAACGGUCCCAUUGUAAUGACCGUGUAGGGGUCGGGGUGGACGAGAGAGAGGCAGGCAGUGUUUCUCAGCCAGUCGAAAUCAUGAAUCAGCUGGCAUCAUUUUUUAUGGAUAUAUACAAAGAAAUGUCAAUUGAAAAAAAGGUCAAACGAAACAGUCUUUCCAGCUUCAGUUUGAAGUUAGUGUUAUAGAGCUAGGUGUGGUUGGCUAGUUCCUCUGAAAAGUGUCCUAACAAGAAAGCACAUUUUCUAUGGCAGGUGAAAUAGUGCCUCAUCAGCUCAUUGUUAUAGACGUAUCCAAAUACAUGUCACUAAAAAACAGCUUAAUAAACAAAUGCAGCUGCUGCUGUUAUUCUAUC